UUUUAUUACGUGUUUAGUGUUUAACUUCACUGCGUCUGGGGAUGCAAAUAUAUGUUUACUGUGGUUGGUAUUUGAUGUCAACUUCAUUGUGAAAUACUGGAAGGCUAGACUCGCUUUUAGAUACAUAUUCUACAAUACCUGCUCUCUGGUAGUUUUAAAAAAAGGAACCGAGGUGUAGCUUACAUUAUGAAUUAGUUUUGUAUAUUAGAGAUAAAUAGUAGUACAAAUAAAAUCACUCGCAUAUAUCUCGGGUAGUUAACAUCAGAAUGUCGAACAAACUAAAAUUGACAUAUUUUGAUAUCAAGGGUCGAGGGGAACCUAUCCGUAUCGCCUUCGCUUAUGGUGACGUGCCUUAUGAAGACAAGCGGGUUUCAUACAAAGACUGGCCUAGCAUCAAAUCAACCACACCCCUCGGAAAAGUACCAUUUCUUGAGGUGGACGGUACAGUAUACACCCAGGGAUUUGCUAUUCUGAGAUAUGCCGGCAAGAAAGCCAACUUAUAUCCCAGUGAUGAACUCCUGGCUCUGCGUGUAGACGAGGUAUUGCAGGUCAUCGAUGAAUCAUAUUACUUGAAAAUUAUCGAAAGCUUCGCUAUUCAGGACGCCGAGGAGAAAAAGGCAUUCCGUUUGAAGCUGGUAACGGAAGUUUUCCCACCUGUUUCAGCAAAGCUGGAUGAGUACUGCGAUGGCGGUUACUUUGGUCACAGCAUCACCAUCGCGGACAUUGCCAUGCGUGAGAUUAUAGGUUGGUUUAAGGACGACAUGCUCGAAGAUAUCCCAGUCGACUUCUUCGACACUUACCCCAAUUUGACCCAGAUGUAUAAGAAUGUGACAGAAGAUCCUAAGCUCAAGAGUUACUUCGAAAAGAUAAAUUAACUGGACUAUGGAAUGGUGAGAAUAAUCACCUAUUUGAGCGCCUUGUCGUCAACACGUGAACGCCCUGUGGAGUCGUGUGAUAUUUUUCAACUUUCGUAAGUAAAGAAUUGUUAAUAGCUUAUUCUGCAAAGAAAGGUUUUUAUUUAUUUAUUGCAAUCAUUGCGUAUGAAUGGUAAAUAAUUUGGUCUCCUGGCAUUAUAAGAAUACAUAUAUGUAGUUUGGGAUGUAGUGACAAGUUGCUAAUGAAACUUUUUACAAAGCACGAGACAAUGUCGAUCCCCAGCCAACCGAAGUAUACCAAGGGGAAGCUAAUAUCCAAGAUACUAGGCAAUAAUACACAAGUUUAAGUAGUCCUUCAUACGGCAUGCGGCAGAAAAUGAAAUGCGACUGCUUUUUUAAAAAGAAACAACAAGAUGAGACCGGUGAGGUGCUGGAACAACAGGAUGCAAACAUCGAUGCCGGGGCUAGAGAGGAAGAAGCGCAAUCGACGUAAAGUCUUUGUUUUCGCAGAAAUGAAUUUUAAUAUUCAUACAAUAGAAACGAUCCAGGGACCCAAUUGUUGAAAAAUCGAAUAAACAAUUUAGUUGUUUUCAGGC
This is a messenger RNA of Sphaeroforma arctica JP610, 1471 nucleotides long. RefSeq lists its product as hypothetical. Gene Ontology annotation, biological process: glutathione metabolic process. The transcript has 2 exons. Bases 267 to 875 code for a protein of 202 amino acids. NCBI's taxonomy places the organism in Eukaryota, Ichthyosporea, Ichthyophonida. Gene Ontology annotation, molecular function: glutathione transferase activity. The record is from RefSeq and is a predicted model, not a curated record.